This is a messenger RNA of Saprolegnia parasitica CBS 223.65, 6927 nucleotides long. RefSeq lists its product as hypothetical. The transcript is spliced from 16 exons. The record is from RefSeq and is a predicted model, not a curated record. Lineage: Eukaryota; Oomycota; Saprolegniomycetes; Saprolegniales; Saprolegniaceae.
CUGCUUCGCGACCAUGAGAAGAAGUGGGCCGACCGCCAACGAGUGCUCGACGACGACAAAGCGUUGGCCCGAGCCAAACUGGCCGAUCGAUUGGCCAAGCGCCAGAGCAAACCGCUGGCAACAGCGGUGCAGAAGCAGUUUGAGGACGCGCUGGCGCGAAACGAAGAAGCCAUCGCUGUCGCGUCGCUCGUCGAGAAGGCACAGCUUGGCGUGCUCACGGCUGGUGAGAAGGACGCUGUGGACCUGGUCGAGACACACGACGCCAAGUGGCAAGACCGCCUUCGUGACAUCGACCUUCUCGAAGACAACUUGUCCGAGAUGCUCGACGACAGGGUGGCCCGCGAGUGCUUGCAAGCGCAAAUGGAAGCCGAGCGCACCGCUAUCAUCCACCAAGCUGUUCAAGAAAAGCACCAAAUUGGCAUUUUGCAAGCAAGCAGUGAGUGUGCGCCAGCCGACCACGAGGACACGAUUGCGGCGCUGCAAGCAGCGUACAUGCGCGAGUGGGCGCGCAAGCAGCAAGAGCUCGGCGACGAGGCGCAGUUGCGUCGAGACCACCUCGCCGAGCGUCUUCAGCGACAGCGCAAGCGAAACGAGGCACUGCCCGCUGCUGAGCGCGAGGCCGCCGAGGCGGUGGCUCUGGUCGGUACCGAGCAAGACACUCGUGCAAUCGAUCUCGCGCUUGCCAUUCGAAAAGAGGCGCUCGACAGAGACUUGCUGGUUACAAAGGCCAAGCUCGGUCAGCUUGCACCCGACGACCACGAGCUCAUCGAGAAGCUUCUUCGCGAGCACGAAGCCAAGUGGGCGGACCGGCAGCGUCAGUUGCGCGACGAUCAUGCGAUGGCCAAGGCGAGCUUGGCGGCCCGUUUGAAGAAGCGGGUCCACCCUACGCUGAACGCACUGGUGACGACAGCCGUCGAGAACGCAUGCAGCGCGCAAGACCACUCGAUCGCUUUGGCGGCCAUGCUCGAGAAGGCGCAACUCGGUCAGCUAACACCCGCCGACGCAGCUUCGUUGGACUCUGUCAAGGCGUCGCUGGCGGCGUCCACGCGCGCGCAACUUGCCACGCUCGACGCUCUCGAGGCUGAGAUUCCACCGGGUGACGAGAUGGCUGACGCCGUCACGAGCGCGAUUCAAGCCGAACGAAACACUAUUUCGGCCAACGACAUGGCGCUGCAGCGCCAGCUUUUGACCAUCGUCGAUGCCACCCGUGAGCCUAAGAGUCUUCUUGACUAUAGCAGCCUCGCCAACCAGGUGUUGGACGCCCACGAUCAAGCAUGGAAAGAUCGCAUGCGUCGCCUUCAGAGCGAAGAAGACCAACUGCGCGCACGUCUCCAAGAGCGCCUGGCCAAGAAGCGUGCGCGCAACACAACAUCCGCGUCGUUAGCGAUACGACCCACGACCGCCGAUGAAGCCGCCGUCCUCGAAGCCCAGAUUGACCGCCAGAUGGAGCUUCAGCGCGAUUUGCUCGAGCUCCGGCGCUUAGCCGAGAAACAGGCAGCGAACGAUCUCACGUCGGACGACGACGCCGCGAUCGAGCGCUUGCGCCGGGAGCAUGCUUCCAAGAGCAAGGACCUAAAGAAUGCUCUCUUGGACGAAGAGAAGCGGCUCAAAGCCAGCUUGCAGGACCGACUGCAGGCCAAGCGCGAUGCUCUCGCGGCCAAAACGUGGCCAUCCGUGCAAGCCAAGGCGCAAGCCCUCCAAGACAUUGUUCAGGAAGAAAAGACGGCAACGCUCGACAUUGAGCAUGCCAUGGACGUCAAGGAACAUGCAAUUGAUGCUGCGCUGCUCGAGCAACAGCAGCAGCUCGAUGCCUUGUCGGCGGGCAACCUCGACGACGAGACCAUCGCCAAGCUCGUGGCGGACCACGACGCGCGCUGGCGUGCGCGCCAGGACGAGCUCGCAGACGAGGCCAAGCGUCUUCGUGGGCGGCUUAACGACCGGCUCGCCCACCGGCGGCAGCAAAACGAGAAGAGCACGGCGUCGCUCCUCGAAAAGCAGCAAGCCGAAAAGGACUUGGCAGCCGAUGAGGCGUUGCUUCGGGACGCCUUGGAGAAACAGCUUCGAGUUCGCGUCGAGCAGCUCGAGGCGCAAAUGCUGGCCGAGAAGGCGCGUCUCGGCACUCUCACCUCCGACGACGAAGCGCUCAUCCAAAAGGCAACUCACGAGCACGCCGCCCGAGCCAAAACGCGUCAGAGUGAGCUGAACGACGAAGAGAAGCGGCGAAAGGACAUGCUUCGCGCGCGUCUGGCGGCCAAGCGAGCGCUAAACGCUGCGAGCUCCAAGCCACAGGAAGAGAAGGAUGCAAUCACGAUGCAGCUCGACGCACAGGAGCGCAAGGAAGUCGAGCAGAUCGAAGCGGUGGUCGAUGCCAAGCGCGUCGUGGCCUCGACAACCGCUGCGAUCGUCCAGGCUGUUCUGCCGCCACUGAAUUACGACUCGGAGAUCGACGCGCUGCACGCGGAGCACGCCAAGCGCAAGGCAGAGCGCAACCAACAGCUCGAAGACGAAGCCACACGACUCCGGGGACGGCUCCAGGACCGUCUCGCGAUGCGCAAGCGGCAUGACUCGAUCUCGGAAGCAGAGGCGGCGGAGCUCCAAGCGCAGCUUGAGGCCGAUUUGGCCCACAAGCGGGCAGACGCCGAGCGAGCGACGCUGCUCGAGAAAGCGAAAGCCAAGAUUGCGACUGACGAAGACGAAGCUCGCAUUCGACAGCUUCGCAUGGAGCACGACGAGACGAGCAAAGCGCGAGAUCAAGCGUUGCGGGCUGAAGAAGCCCGCUUAAAGGACCGGCUGACGCAGCGGCUCGCCAAGAAGCGGGAGAAGGUCCUCGCGUUAAGCAGCGCCAACCAAGAUGUGCUGUUGCGGCAGCUUGAAGACGAGGAGGACCGAGAGGUGGUAGCGAUCGAGACGGCUGUCGAUGCAAAGCGUGCCGCCGCGUGGUCGCCGCCGCCGUUUCCAAAGCCAGCAUUUGAAGACCACGAAGCCGACAUCCAAGCGAUCAAUGCCGAGCAUGCCAAGCAUGCUCUGGAACGCCAACGUCUCCUGGACGAAGAGGAGGCGCUCAAGAAGGCACGGCUGCGCGAGCGCAUGGAGAAGAAGCGACAGGCGCGCGACCAAGCGUCGGUCGCGAGCAACCAAGAUCAGCUCGACCAAGCACAGCUGGACGCAGAAUUGGCCAAGAUUGAGGCUGAGAUGGCGGCCAAGCGAGUGGACGCCGAGAUACAGGCGCGGGCCGCUGCGGCAGCCGCCGCCAGUGCAAAGGCAGCGUCCCAAAAGCAAGUCGAAGACAUGAUCGAACAAGUCAAGCGCGACCACGCGCGUGAAAUGGGCGCCCUCCAAGAGUCAUUGAGCGCUGACCGGGCCAAGCAAGAGCUAGCUCUGAAAGAGCGCAUCGCCGCACGGCGCCAGGCCAAGAGCCUAGACAAGACGCAAGACAAGGCCAUCGAUGAGGACGAACGCGCUCAAGUCGACGCGCUUCGCGCCAAGCUCGCCGCUGACGAGGCCGCAGCUCUUGCGGCAGCCAAGCGCAAGGUCAACGACGAGAUUGCAGCCUUGCAGCGCCAAGCGGCAGCCACCGCCGAGCUCCAGGCCCAUCGCGCCGCCGAAGAGAAGCAGCUCGCCGAGUCCGAGUAUGUCCGACUCAAGACCGAGCAUGAGACCGAGAUGCAGCAGCUGCAGGCCACCCUCGACUCGGAGCAGGCGCGACAAGAGCAAAAGCUAAAGGACCGCAUCGCGCAACGUCGCCUCGCCAAAGAGAAGGAGUUAAGCCACGUCGCCGAAGCCGGCAGUGUCGCCAAGGCCCGCGCGGCGCUCGAUGAAGAAGAGCGUCUCGAGAAGGCCAAGCUGGCCACGGACCUCGCGGCCCAAGCCGAAGCGGCGCUGCACGAAGAACGGCAGCGCCAGGCCAAUGCGGAGAAAGCAGCGACGGAAAAGCUAGCGCAAGCCGCAAUCGAAGCGGCGGCCGCGACCGCAGCCAUGGACGCGUUCCGGGCCGCCGAGCUGGACCGUGUCUCGGCCGACUUUCAAGCGCAAAUGACGCAACUCGCGCAAGCCCACCACGUGGAGGCAACGACGCAAAAGAGCAAGCUCGAGAUGCGUAUGGCGGCCAAGAAGCAGCGAAAGGCACUCGAGCUCCAAGCCAAGAAGGAAGAGGAGACGCGGCGGCUCGUCGCGGCCCAGGCCGCCGAAGCGCAGCAAGUGCAAAGUCGACUCGACGGCGCCGCUGCUUUAGCUCAGGCAACCGCGCUUGCCAACGCCGUGUCCGACGAAGACUUGUCGAUGGCGGCCGCGCGGACCGAGCUCCUUGCCAAGCAAGCUUUGGAGAAGAAGCGGCUCGAAGACGACGCCCACCGGGAGCUCGAGGUCGCGCAAAAGCAGCUGCAAGAAAAGAUGCAGGAAGCACUCGACUCGACGCGGACCAAAUUGCAGUCGCAGCUCACCGAGUCGCAGGCGCAGAUCCAAGUCAAAGCCGAGCUCGAUCGCGUCCAAAACGAAUUCCACGAAAAGGAACGCGCGCUCACCGACAGUCUCAAGCUCGAGUCGAGCCAGAAGAAGAAGGAUCUCAUGCGCCGCCUCGAAGAGAAGAAACGCAAGAAGACGGACGAUCUCCUCGCCAAGCAGCAAAUGGAGCGCGACGCCCAGAAAGAGCAGCAAGAAACCCUCGCUGUGAAGCUCGAAAUCGACCGUGAAGUCGCCAUGAUCCACAAGCUCUUGGCGCAAAACCAAAUCGUCGUGUCGCAGCUCCGCCCGCUUGUCCAGCGCGUGGUCGAGAAGCGGCACAAGCGCGAGCAGUCGCUGCUCUUUGCGCGGCAGUACCGCAACCGCGCGGCCGUCCUUCGCGACGGUCUCCAAGCGCUCAUGCUCGAAAAGAACGCUGCCAAAGAAGCGCUGCUUUCAACGCUAAGCAACGUGGACGCAGCGGCCAAGGACACGCAGCUUGACGAACUCGACGCGACGUUCCGUGUGCGACAGCAAGAGAUGGAAGCCCAUGGUACGAGCGACAUGGAGGCCGCGCAGUCCCACGAGCAAGAAGUGCUCCGGUCGCGCCAAGUGGCCGACGUCAACGGGCUAGUCGAGCGCUUUGCAGCGUCGUGUUUGCCCGACCCCGUAUCUGCACCAAUAGCCACAACAACCCCAGCCGCAACCACCACCAUCGUGAGCUCUUUGAUUCGAGAAGAUGAGCACGCCGCGUUGCGCGCGCAUCUCGAGCUCGAAAAGCAAAAGCGCAUCGAUGACAUUCUGCACGAAAGCAACGCGGCCAUGCAGCUGGUACGGGAUACGCUUGCAACCGAGUGGGCGACGAUCGACGCGCAAACAGCGGCGCAGCUCGAGCAAGAGCGCGCGGCUGCGGACGUCCAGAAACAAGCUCUUCUCGCCAAAUCCAACGGACCGCGCCAAGCGUUGAUGCUCAAAACACUCGAGUCGGAGUGGCACAAGCAGUUUGCGUCGCUUGCCACCAUGCUGAAAGCGCGGGCGCAAAAGAAGAAGGAACGGUGCGAACGUGUCUGCAAGCGCAAGCUCAAGCGCCUCGACGACGAUACCAAGCGGCGCAUUGACGUGGUGCAUGCGCAGACGAUGCUGGCGCUCACCGACGAGAUCGCACGCGCCAAGCACGAGGCGCCACCACCCGCGGCCGCCGAGACGACGACUGCUCCGCUGGUGGGGUUUGGCCGCGACCGGUUGCAGAAUGCGAUCGGAAAGGCCCGAACAAUGAGUCGGCUCGGCAGCUUCGACGGGCCAGCGACACCCCGCGAGACGCAAGAGCGUCGGCAAUUAGCAGCCGCCGUCGUUCUCCAAGAGCCAGUGCGAGACGACGACGUGACGCCACGGGCGGUGGUGAAAUCGGAGGGUCCGGACCCUGUCGCCGUGAUUGCCGAAAAGCUCGACAGCAUCGAGCGCUUGAUCCAGCUCAUUGGCACCACCAAGCCAGUGGUGGCCCCGGUCGUCGACAUACCGAAACCAUUGGUCGUCGACACGAAAGCCGCUGUGUUGCAAGCCUACCCGGGUAUCGAGCAAGAUGUGCGUACGCCGGCGGGGCCGUUGCAGGCGCUGGAGGAUGCUGCGUUGCCGCCCCGUCAAAAGCUCCGCUUGGACUUUGGCCGGGCGCUCGCCACGUCGCUUGAGGCAAACAUCCACAUCGUCGCCGCGACGUCGUUGCCACUCAACCCGACCAAAGGCGUGUUUGAGCACUCGAUCUACUGGGAUCUUUCGACGAGAACGCUGUAUUUACGGCAGUCGCACCUCGAGAGCGCAGCCGAACUCGCGAUUUUGCUCGUGCACACGCUCGCCCACCUGCAGGCGCACUCGAGCUCGUUUGACGACGACACGGCGCCGGCGUUCGUGACAGUCUUUUAUCGGCUCCUCGGACGCUGCUACCAGGAUUUCUUUGCCAAGAGCGACCAAGUCCACCCUGCUGUCGCCGAAGCGCCUGCUGCGAUGCCACCAUUGGAGUUGAAGCCGCUGCAUUUUCAGUCCGAGCGCAUACAUCAGCGGCUGAGCGAGAUGCAGUCGUUUCUGGCGCGCAUCGACGACGACAGCGUCGACACCAUGUCGUCCGAGGCGUCAAGUGUGCUUCCCAAGCGAGGCUCGUCGCCCCGCCUCAAGAAACUCGGGUCGAGCCGGGUGCUCUUCAUGGCCAACUCGGAGCAGCAAGUGCAGUCGCUCCAGGAGUGUCUGGACAUUGCAGAGAAGUCGUACAUGGAGACCCUCAAGCGCUUUACUGAAACCAGCGACUCGGUGGAGCUCCUCGAAGACGCGCUGCACGAAGCGCAGGCGGAGGGACAUUCGCCAGCCGAGAUUCAGAGUCUCCAGCGGCAGUACAGUGAAGCCGCCAUGGACCUCGAGCGCGUUAAGAAGGACCGAGACGAAGUCGCCCAGCGCUGCGAGAAGCUCCGCAGCGAAAUCAAGUCCAAGCUCGGCAAAGCCUAG